AUGGUGGCAUUUGACAUCAGAAUUAUUCGCAUUAAUUCAAAACGUUCAAUCUACAGAAUUGAGUUAGAUGGACAAAUGUCUCUGGAUGAUCUCAAAAGGAUAGUGGAAAAACGUACUUCGAUCUAUGAUAAAUAUCAGACGAUACUGCACAAUGGCAAGCUUAUCCCUACUGGAAGACUUCUCACUAUUGAGCCCGACGAUAAAGUUCAAGUGCUUGUUCACCAUGUUCAAGACCAGUGUCAACUUUCUUCUUCGAAGCAGCAUUCCAUUUUUAAAAUUUGGGGCAAGUUCGUGAGAUUGUUUCAAUUAGCACGAGGAGCACGGAGAGCAGAAGACCCAAAAUCUCAAACCAUACUGCUGAAUGACGAGCUAGUGGAUACCGAAAGAUUUCUCACUAUUAAGCGCGGAGAUAAAAUUGAAGUGGAGCAUUCGAUGUUGAAAAUCUGGGACAAGUUCAUGAGAUUGUUUCAAUUAGCACAAGAAGCACGGAGUGCAGAUGACUAUGCUUCUGAACUGCAGAAUGCUUUGCUAGCACAGGAACAGCUCACAAUUCUCUCCAACUCAAAUUUUUUUUACACUUUUCACCACUUGUUGAGCUUUCGUGGAGACUUCCGUAAUAAGUAUUCGUGUUUCGGAGAGAGUGAGUUCCAGUAUAUUCUGACAGCUUGGAAUCAUUUUUGCUCCACACGCAAUGUAAAUUACCCAGAUUCCGUUCAGUUCCGAUUCGAAAGUUUCCAGAACAGGCGAAGAGGAAUCAGAGAUGGACUGCGCAUCUUAGAACGGCAGAGUGGAGUUUUAAUUAAGACAUACGAUAUCAAAGUUCAUACGAGAUUUGCGGAAAAGCACGGAGAAGGAAGUGCUGAUCUGCGAGUGCUGUUUAUGCAUAAGUUGAUGGAAAUCUUAGGAAUCGGACCGAAAGUUCAUUUCCUUUCUUGCACUGAUCAUUCCGGAUUUGGUCUCUACAUUGCAGCUGAAGAUUUGUCUUCGUGUGUUGUUGAUGAGUCUAGCGUAAGCCGUGAAGGGAAAGAUCGGGUUAAGAUAGUAUCUCUCUGUUGUUUUUUGAGAGACAUAGCGAAAAAAGCAAACUAUGGUGUCGAUAGCCAAGGAAAUUUCAUAAUUUUGGAUUUUGAGAUUCGUGAACAAACUAGCUACAUGUUUAACAGCUUUUUACAUCUUGUGGGAGCAGAGAGUAGAAAUAUGGCAAAGAAGUUCCUGGAGAAUUUGGAUAUAGCCAACAGUAUAGAUAAGGCCAAAAUUGAAAUCGAAGAGCAAAGGAAGCUGUUAGAGGAACAUGGGAUAACACAGAGAGCAGAGCAUGAUUUCGAUGAGUAUUUGGCUAAGAUCGAAGACAAUUUUCAAAGAAGAGAACGACAGAAGUAUCUGGAUAAAAGACGGUUAGACUUGGCUCACACACUCAUACGAUUGGGAUUGGUCCACUGUUCUGAAUCAGAAGGUAAUCAAUUAUAUAUAAUUAUUAAUAUGCUUAUGUCUUUUAAUUUGCGAAUGCUUUCUGAGUGA
Auanema sp. JU1783 is the source of this 1518-nucleotide messenger RNA. NCBI's taxonomy places the organism in Eukaryota, Metazoa, Nematoda, Chromadorea, Rhabditida, Rhabditidae. The record is from the annotation of a GenBank genome assembly.